Messenger RNA from Lichtheimia ornata, 261 nucleotides. RefSeq lists its product as uncharacterized. The record is from RefSeq and is a predicted model, not a curated record. The transcript has a single exon. NCBI's taxonomy places the organism in Eukaryota, Fungi, Mucoromycota, Mucoromycetes, Mucorales, Lichtheimiaceae. Bases 1 to 261 code for a protein of 86 amino acids.
AUGCACGAGAAUAAUGAGAUCCAUGAAAACACUUCCAACCCCAUCAGUAACAAUGCCCAACAUAGACAAGGCGCCUCUUCUACAGCCCAUUCAGUCUCCAGCAGCAGUAGUAGUAGCACCAUGAUGGGUACCUCGGCAUCAUCAUCCCAAUGCAAUGGCUUUGACAUAUCCUCUUAUGAGCGUUACUCGGCAUUUUGUGGCGAUUGUGGUGUAGAUGUCUUUCGUUUUUGUCAUGAGCAUUGGUGUAAGAAUUUUGAAUGA